Penicillium robsamsonii is the source of this 336-nucleotide messenger RNA. RefSeq lists its product as uncharacterized. Lineage: Eukaryota; Fungi; Ascomycota; Eurotiomycetes; Eurotiales; Aspergillaceae. Bases 1 to 336 code for a protein of 111 amino acids. The record is from RefSeq and is a predicted model, not a curated record. The transcript has a single exon.
AUGUGGGUAGAGUUCUUGGCGGACGGGGCCAGCCUUGUUGCCAAGCCCUGGGAGGACUUAGGGCUUUUGGAGCGCUUUCUCCCCUAUGCCGAGAUGGUGGUCAGAACCAUUUUUGGCGAACUGCCAUCAGAUCAGCACUCCCCGACGCGAACGCCCUAUUUUAGUGUUGGGUCCCCACAACGAUCAAAAAGCCGCGAAGAUGGAGGUGUAGGUGGGGGAGAUCCCAAGAGUAGUGGGACACUCACCUACAAGUACAAUCAGAAUUGGGGUGUCUUGUGCGAGAUGGUCUUGGAGCAAAACUCUCUACCAAGUGACAAUUCUAUGGUCGCCCUCUAA